This is a messenger RNA of Brassica rapa (field mustard), 1519 nucleotides long. RefSeq names its product ribosomal RNA small subunit methyltransferase, mitochondrial. NCBI's taxonomy places the organism in Eukaryota, Viridiplantae, Streptophyta, Magnoliopsida, Brassicales, Brassicaceae. Gene Ontology annotation, cellular component: mitochondrion. Gene Ontology annotation, biological process: rRNA methylation. Gene Ontology annotation, molecular function: rRNA (adenine-N6,N6-)-dimethyltransferase activity. The record is from RefSeq and is a predicted model, not a curated record.
AAAAUUUAAUUACAACUAAUAUAUUUUUAUUUUUAAAACUUUGGAUUUAUAUUAGUUUUAAUCUUAUUUUUUCUAUAAUUACAAAAAAUUAGUAAAUCACUAAACAUAUUUUGUAAUUUUAAACAUUGUUAAUGUUAGUUUAAUAUAGAAAGUUAGAAACAUUAAAAAUAAACAAACUUAAAAAAAAAGUUUUAAGCUAUGAAUAAGUGUGAAUACAUUUGUAGUUUUUUGGUCGUUUAUACAUUAUGCUCUUGAACUUUUUCUGACCCAGUCCAAAAAUUUCUAGCUCCACCACUGUGUAUAUAUAUAUAUAUAUUUAUAUAUAUGUGUGCAUGAGGUCGACACAGAGAUAGAGAUGAUUCAGAAAACAGUGGGCAGUAGUAUCAAAUCAAGUACCUCGUGCUUAUCUUCCUUCUUACUACUAUUUCGACGAAAUUCUCACUCGCGGAUUCGCGGGUACGAGAGUAACGGCCAAGUCGUAGAGAAGAAGAAGCAACACGAUGGGUUGUUUCUGCAAAAGAGCAAAGGCCAACACCUUCUUACCAACACCAGAAUCCUCGACUCCAUCGUCCGAAGCUCAGAUGUUAGGCCCACCGACACUGUCUUGGAGAUCGGUCCGGGUACCGGAAACCUCACCAUGAAACUUCUAGAAGCUGCCCACCACGUCGUCGCCGUGGAGCUAGAUAAGCGUAUGGUUGAGAUUCUCCGCACAAGGGUCUCUGACCAUGGUUUUCAACAUAAACUUACGAUCAUUCAGAAAGAUGUCCUCAAGACAGACUUCCCUGAGUUUGAUCUCGUGGUUGCUAAUAUUCCAUACAACAUAUCAUCCCCUCUGGUGGCGAAGCUUGUCUACGGCUCCAACACCUUCCGCACGGCCACGCUCUUGCUUCAGAAGGAAUUCUCCCGCCGCCUCUUGGCUAACCCUGGCGAUUCUGAUUUCAACAGAUUGGCUGUGAACGUGAAGCUUCUGGCUGAUGUCAAAUUCGUUAUGAAUGUGAGCAAAAGAGAGUUUGUCCCGCCCCCUAAAGUUGAUUCGUCCGUUGUCAUGAUCACGCCCAAGGAGGUCAAACCUGAUGUUGAUGUUCGAGAAUGGCUGGCUUUUACUCGCACUUGUUUCGGGAAGAAGAAUAAGACGCUUGGUUCCAUGUUUAGGCAGAAGAAGAAGGUCGUGGAACUGCUGAGUUUGUCCAAAGUUGGAAUUACUACGAAUGCAAGUGAUGUUGUUGAAGAAGAAGAAGGGGAAGACCGUGUCUUGUGUUUGGAUACAGAUGCAAGUAUGUUCAAGGAAAGGGUGAUUGGAGUUCUGAAAUCGAAUGGGUUUGAAGACAAACGACCAUCGAAGCUUUCUCAUGGUGAGUUAUUGCGUUUGCUUUCUUUGUUUAACCAAGCUGGUAUCUUUUUCCAUUCUUUACCAAUGGAUCUACACGAUUAUUGAUGCUAAGUUUUGUUUUAACUAGUAAUUUUGUUUAUUUUCUCCGAGUAAUUUGAGCUGCUUUGCCUUUAAUCGAACCCAUUAAUU